GCAGCUGUUCAUUGCUGACAUUCUCCCUGCCAGGCAUUCCAACUCUCUGAGGUAAUGGGCUACAAGCAUACGGGCCUUCGCUUUAAUUCUUUCAGCGUAUCCUUCCGCAUGGAUAGAGCGAGGGGAACGCCUCCAGGAAAAGAAAUUAAAUGCACACACACAGAGGCACAGAGAGACGAGCGAUUUGAAAAUAUUCCCAAGAACGCAAUUUGCGCUCAUGCAGCACAGCGUCACAUGAAAGAGAAAGCUGCCUGAAGAGCUGGCUGGCACAGGUUUAUUUGGUUGUAAUAUUUUCUUCCACCCCCAGCUCUUCACCCAGUGGAAUGAUAUCCAGAGCAAGUUUUUUGAGACAGGAAGUGAGGAAUGUUUUCACUAUGAGUGAUCUGAGAAGAAGGUGGGUUAGCCGAGAUAGCAGCUGUUUCGGACAAGAGGAACACAGUAAGUCAGCUCCCGAGGAAUACAGAUGAGAUGGCUCCGGGAGAAGAAGGCUUGGAGUGCUCUGGGGUGUUUUUGGCUACACAUAUGUGAAAGCAGACUCGGUGUCUUUGGAUUGCUGCACAAGGAUUCCAGUGGAUGCCCCUUCUGCCUGUCUCUUGGUGGAAAACCUGCUUGUCUUUAAUGGAUACUGCUGCUGCUGGUUGAUCUCUGGAGACUUUACAGCUCCUUCCCUUUUGAGAAGAGACAACUUCUUGCUCCCUCUCAAGGUCCCGGUGGUGGUAGCUUCCUAUCAGUAACCAUCUGUGGGGGAAAAAGAAGAUGCCUCUACCUUUUGGGUUAAAAUUGAAACGAACUCGACGUUACACGGUAUCCAGCAAGAGCUGCUUGGUGGCUCGUAUCCAGCUGCUCAACAAUGAGUUUGUGGAGUUCACGCUGUCGGUGGAAAGCACGGGCCAGGAGAGUCUGGAAGCUGUGGCUCAGAGGCUGGAAUUGCGGGAGAUUACAUAUUUCAGUCUGUGGUAUUAUAAUAAGCAGAAUCAGUGCAGAUGGGUAGAUUUGGACAAGCCUCUGAAAAAGCAGUUGGACAAAUAUGCCUUGGAGCCAACCGUGUACUUUGGAGUAGUGUUCUAUGUGCCUACGGUUUCUCAGCUUCAGCAGGAAAUUACCAGGUAUCAGUAUUAUUUGCAAUUAAAGAAAGAUAUCUUGGAGGGCAACAUUCCUUGCACACUGGAACAAGCAAUACAUCUGGCUGGUUUAGCUGUUCAGGCUGAUUUUGGAGACUAUGAUCAAUAUGAAUCUCAGGAGUUUCUACAAAGAUUUGCUUUGUUUCCAGUGGGUUGGCUACAAGAAGAAAAAAUAUUGGAAGAAGCAACACAAAAAGUUGCCUUGCUACAUCAGAAGUACAGAGGCCUUAUUCCUCCUGAUGCAGAAAUGUUAUAUAUGCAAGAAGUAGAGAGAAUGGAGGGCUAUGGUGAAGAGACCUAUCCUGCAAAGGACAGCCAAGGAAGUGACAUAUUCAUUGGAGCAUGUCUUGAUGGUAUCUUUGUCAAACACAAAAAUGGUCGUCCUCCCGUUGUAUUUAGGUGGCACGAUAUUGCCAACAUGUCCCACAACAAAUCCUUUUUCACAUUAGAGCUGGCAAACAAAGAAGAGACGAUCCAAUUCCAAACUGAAGAUAUGGAAACAGCAAAAUAUGUGUGGAGGAUGUGUGUGGCUAGACAUAAAUUUUACAGACUAAAUAAAUGCAGCCUACAAACCCAGCCCAUUACAGUGAAUCCUGUUAGAAGGCGGUCUUCCUCCAGGAUGGCUAUGCCCAAGCCUCAGCCUUUUAUGAUGCCUCCACCACCUCAGCUGCAUUACAAUGGUCAUUAUACGGAACCAUAUGCAUCCUCCCAAGAUAACCUCUUUGUGAGCAAUCAUAAUGGAUACUACUGUCACUCUCAGACUAGCUUGGAUAGAGCCCCUCAUGACUACAGUGGUCGGAUCCGCAAUGGUAGUGUCUAUAGCGCACACAGCACAAACUCCUUGAACAACCCACAACAUUACUUGCAGCCGUCCCCCAUGUCCUCUAACCCAAGCAUUACUGGAAGUGAUGUCCUCAGGACCGAUUACAUCCCAUCACAUAGACACAGUGCACUAAUACCACCUUCUUAUCGUCCCACACCAGACUAUGAAACCGUGAUGAGACAGCUCAACAGGGGGAUGGUGCACACCAAUAGGCAGAGUCACUCGAUGAGAAACCUUAACAUCAGCAAUUCUUAUGCUUACAGCAGGCCUGAUGCCUUAGUGUACAGUCAGCCUGAAAUACGAGAACAUGCUCACUUUGCUUCUCCACAAUCGAACCAUUAUCCAUUCAACCUGAACUACAGUUUUCACAGCCAGUCCCCCUAUCCCUACCCUGCUGAAAAGCGCCCAGUUGUCGGGGCAGUCAGUGUGCCUGAGCUGACAAACGUGCAGCUCCAGGCUCAGGACUAUCCAGCACCAAAUAUAAUGAAGACUCAGGUCUACCGACCACCUCCCCCAUACCCCUACCCGAGACCUGCAAAUAGUACUCCAGACCUUUCACGACAUAUCUACAUUAGCAGCAGCAAUCCAGACCUUAUCACGAGGCGAGUGCACCAUUCUGUCCAGACAUUUCAGGAAGACAGCCUGCCCGUGGCACAUUCUCUUCAGGAAGUCAGUGAACCUCUAACAUCAGCACACCAUGCUCAGCUGCAGAAAAGGAACAGUAUUGAAAUAGCAGGCUUGACUCCCAGCUUUGAAGGAAUAAGAAUUAAAGAGAGGACCAUGUCAGCUUCUGCAGCAGAUGUGGCUCUUCCAAGAGUUAUCUCAGAAGGGUCACAGCCCAACAUUCUGAUAGAAAGAACAAAGCAAAAAGAAAAUGAGGAAGAAGAAGCUGUGAACUGUGAUCAUAAGAAAACCCUCUCAGAUGCUACUAUGCUGAUUCACAGUAGUGAGGAAGAAGAAGAAUUUGAAGAAGAAAACAAGGCUUCUACAGGUCUUUCUUCACUCCCUGAAGAUCAAACCCAACUGUCAUCUGUUAUGGGUGGUUAUUCUCAUGAUUCAGUACUGAACUACCCUUAUAGCUCUGUUGCUUCAUCAGCUGGCCCUUUGCAUAUUCUUGAGCCUAAAUUACAUAUUACUGAGACAGAAAAGAGAAUGAAAGAUAUGAGUCCUGUUAAUUUACUAGUAGAAAGCCAGGUACAGAGAAGAGGGGAAGGACUGCUUACUCCAUCUAUGUCAGAAUCUGACCUUACAACAUCAGGGAGAUACAGAAUAAGGAAAGAUUCAGUAAAGAAGAGACCUGUGUCCGAUCUUUUGUCUGGGAAGAAGAAUAUUGUGGAAGGCCUUCCCCCGCUAGGUGGUAUGAAAAAGAACAAAAAUGAUGCAAAAAAAAUAGGGCCUCUAAAGCUAGCUGCCCUGAAUGGACUAACUUUGACUAGAAUGCCUCUACCGGAUGAGAGGAAGGAAGAACCAACAAGAGCAACAAAUGAUGAACGGUGUAAAGUUCUGGAACAACGAUUAGAGCAGGGCAUGGUGUUUACUGAAUAUGAGCGCAUUCAGAAAAAAAGACUUAUAGAUGGUGAGUGCUCAAUAGCUCGGCUUCCUGAAAAUGCUGAAAGAAACCGAUUCCAGGACGUCCUUCCUUAUGAUGACACCAGAGUAGAGCUAGUCCCAACCAAAGAAAAUAACACAGGGUACAUCAAUGCAUCUCAUAUCAAGAUCUCUGUUGGUGGCAUAGAAUGGGAUUACAUUGCUACGCAGGGCCCUUUGCAGAAUACGUGUCAGGACUUCUGGCAGAUGAUCUGGGAACAAGGGAUUGCCAUCAUAGCUAUGGUGACAGCCGAGGAAGAAAGCGGGCGAGAAAAAAGCUUCAGGUACUGGCCGCGUCUUGGUUCAAGACACAACACUGUGACAUAUGGAAGAUUUAAGAUUACCACACGAUUCCGAACUGACUCAGGCUGCUAUGCAACUACGGGUUUGAAGAUUAAACAUCUUCUCACAGGGCAGGAGAGAACAGUUUGGCAUCUGCAGUAUACUGACUGGCCAGAACAUGGCUGUCCAGAGGAUUUAAAGGGAUUUCUCUCAUACUUAGAAGAGAUACAGUCAGUGCGGCGCCAUACGAAUAGCACUGCGGAUCCGAAAAACCCGAAUCCUCCUGUACUGGUACAUUGCAGCGCAGGUGUAGGACGGACAGGAGUGGUCAUACUGUCAGAGAUCAUGAUCGCUUGCUUGGAACAUAAUGAGAUGCUGGACAUCCCACGAGUGCUGGACAUGUUGAGGCAGCAGAGAAUGAUGAUGGUGCAGACUCUUUCGCAGUACACGUUCGUCUAUGGAGUUCUCAUUCAGUUUCUCAAAAGUUCUAGACUUAUAUAAUCCCGCCACUUCCUACAGGAAACUGCAGUGGUUUACAGAAAGAAAAUUACAGUUGUCCAGGCAGACCUGCUCUCACUGACAUUUUCUUUAUGUGAUGAAUCACACAGUUACCUUUUUAGGGCUGGAAUCUGACUGUUAAAUGAGAGUCAGUCUAACAGUCCCUGCAAAGCAGGAUCUCUGCUGGACUAAAUUCUUCCUGUAUUCAGCUGCAGUCAUAUUAGGGAAUGAUUUUACUCGUACCGGUCUGUAGUACUUGCAUACUUCUUUAGGGUGGUCUUAUUCUGGGCAAAAUAAGUAUCUUAUGAAAUGGAAGUACAUGGCACAAUUUUAUUUGCAUUAUGUUUUAAAACAUAAUUUUUAACUGUGUGCAAGCUGAAAUCUGUAAGAUGCACAUAGGGUGAGAAACCUGCUCCUUGGGAACGUCAAGGUCUUAUGCAGUUUCAUUCUGCUUUCAAUUUUAUAUUUAGAACAAUACAUCUAUAUUUUUUAAAACGAACUUUUGGUUUCCUCUAGCUUACUCAGUGAAUUAGCAGCUCUUAGAUACUCUUAGAUAUUUUAAGCUGUUGCUUUAAGGACAGUUAUUUUUAUAUUCAGCAUUUUUUAAUUAACCUCCUCCCUCCCCUGCCCCCCCCCCCUACCCCCCAACAACACCACAACCUAAAACUUUUUUAACAGCAUAAUAUUUUCAGAGGCGACGACUGACAAUGUUUGAACUCACUUUUCAAAAAAAUUUAGCAGAAAGUACUAGGGGAAGCUAUUGGUAGUUAGUUGUAGUGCCGUGGAAUAGUACUGACAGGUGAAAGAUGAUGUUACUUGGUGAUAAGUUCCAUUUGAGCAGAGGCAUGUUUACCUAUUGGUUUGUCGGCAAGGAGCCAGGGAAAAAUAUUCUAAUUAUCUACAAGGUUAUUGGAAACAAAUGGAUGAAAGUAUGUAUUCAGUAUUAUUCAUAUAUUUAGAGGACAGUUUGAUUUUACUGGCUGAAAUCAAAGUGGAUGCAAAUGUUUUAAGCACUUUUUUUCUCUGUUAUUUAUGUAGUUAAACAUAGAAACUAUAAUCAUGCAUUGUUUCAUAUGGUAAUUUACCUUUACUAACCCGUUAUUUUAGGAAGAACCUUUAAAGUUGAUGAAGUGAGAGAGCCAAAAUUGGAGUAAGAAGGUGCAUAGUGGUGAAGUGGAAAUGAUUGUAUGAAACAUAAUGUAGGAGGUGUGGUGGCUAUGACUGCUGGUUUACACAGUGCAAAGAUGACCAUUAAAAAUGUUGAUCUUUCCAGUCAAGAAAGCCUUUAAAGUUUCUGUAGAAUCCUCCAGAUUAUUUUGUUGGUGCUAGAACAGGUUUUGCUAAUGCUGUGCAGCGUUGCAAUGAAGAACAUCCACAGAAGCCGUUUGGGAACACCUGCAGAAUGUAAGAGCUCUUAGAGGUGACACUGGAGUAUUUUAGAAGCUGUGAAGGUGGCUGAGUCAAUGGCUGUGGUGUGGAUCUGAAGAUAAGUAGUUUCCAUUUUGUCCCAUGGGUCUGGUUUAAUGAGGGUAUCCCUAAAUAAUCCUCUCUGUGGUUUUCACAUGUGGUUUUACCUGCUUCUUCAAGUGUUCCGAGCUGCUGAAUUGAAACUCCCUAUUCAAAAGUGAGCUGUCAGUUUGUCAGUUUGUUUAAUUUCAAAAAACCCCUAUGGCAGAGCAGUCUGCAGGAACAUUAAUGUGUCCAUUUCCCUUUCGCUUAGCAAAAUGAAAUGAGACUGAAAGCCAUUUUUAUCACUGGCGAAAUUAUGUUAUUUUUCUGAGCCGUAACAAGGGUUUGGAAACGAUUAUGAAUAAUUAAAACCCCUUCAAAAUAAUAAGUGUCUCCCAAAACGUUGAUUUAGAAUUAUAAGUAGGUUGCCUCAAUUGCCCCUACAAUAAGCUACUUCUACAAAGCAAAACACACGGUCCAAAUGGCAUUGUGCUGAUAUGUCAUUCUAUACAAAAUAUAUUACCUUAAAGGACAAUACAGUGAUGUAGUGCAUUUGGUCUGCUUUCAGGCAGUCCGAACUGUUCUACUCUCAGUAAGAUUAGAAUGAAUAUUUCAGAAGAGGGAAAAGAAUGUUCUUUUCCUAACUAUAAAAUGCCCAGGAAGCAUUAACUGCCAAAUGUGAAACCGAAAGUCCAGAGGAAACCAGUGACUGAAGACUGAUUUUUAUAUAUAAAUCUUUCAAACAAACCAAUUAGACAUAUCUCUGUUAACAGAAGUAUUGAAAGAAACAAACAUACUUAGCUAUUUGUAUCAUGCUGUAUUUUUAAAAAAUUGCUGCUUUUUGCCACAGUUCACUUCUAUCUUCAGAAAUAUUUUUGAAUGAAAAGGUAUGCUCUAAAAUGUAGCUUGUGCCAUUUCCAUUUCUGAAGUUUGGACUGUGAUUUUCGUACUCUGAUACAUGCAGCUUUUAAUGACAUCAUAUGCAACCAUAACUUCAAGCAAAAAUUUGUAGCUGUUCAGUAGUUACUGGGACAGAACAUCAGCUGUGAGGCAUUAAAAGGAGCAGUUAAAGCAAGCAAUUGAAUCAAAAAUUUAUGGGUUUAUCUGAGAUGGGCGAGGAAAUGUCUCUCUUUUGGCUUUCUUUUCUGUUUUGCUGAAAGAACUUGUGUUCACUUUCAGAAGUGAUUGCUCUCUAACCUAGGAGUCACAGUCUUGAUUUAUUUUUCUAAGUGUAACACUGCUACCUCCUCCACUUCAGCUUUAGUACUGUCCAUCAGCAAUCUGGUUUUGCAUUAAUAAACUUGACCUUAACCAACUUUAUAUGAGUUUUCCAACUGAAGAUAGCAGGAUUGCUUUUGCAUGGAAGCAAAAAAUAAGGAAUUUCUGUUAUAAAGAUACCAAAUGAAAAUAAACUUCACAACCUCCUGGAACAAAAUUAAUUUUAAAAAUCAUUAAGAGUUUCAGCUAACUUUUAAAAGAAAACUCAGUUUUUAGCACUUUGUUCUGAGCCUUGCAAAGGGAUGCUUUUACAUGGAGUUGUGCUGGGUGCUUCAUGAAGUGUUGGACGUUGUAAGAACAGCUGCUGUCCAUAUCCAGUCACAAUGUGAAUUGGAGGUGGAUUUAUUUGUCAGAAGCUUAAAAUUCCACUAUAAGCCUGUCCAUUUUGUCAAAUGGGCUUCUGUUUUUAUGGGGAUGAAACCAGAUUAUUAUGCAAGAUUUGAGCUGACUUUGUUUAGUAAGAAAAGUUGUAUGAAGAUGUUCUUGCAGUAAAUGGCAAAGAUGAUGCUGAUCUCUAGGGAUGUCAGAGCUCUCAGGGAUAAAUAAAGGUGCUAUAUACUGUUGAGAGUCAGAUUUGACUGUCCUUUGUGGGUUAGGUGGAAAAUGCUUUUUAGGAUCAAAUUCUAUGAAGAGUUGGGAGAAGUACUCACAAACUGUAGUAAGAGCUUCUGCGCACUCGAUUUCUUCCAUGGUUGCUAUGAUGAGAGAUUUUUUGGCCAGUGAAUCUUUGUAGUCUUGGGCUGGCAGCUCUUUAAGAACAUCGGUCAGAGCCGUCAUCAUUGCAAAGGUGUCACUGGCUCAGCAAGUCGCUUCUCGCCCCGUUCCACGAGGGAGAAGCUCCAUGGUGCACCAGGAGUUUUGCGUGACUUUCCCACAGCCUGCCCAGCAGGACUCGCCGUUCUUUGCUGUCCCCCGUGAAGAGCAGAAGUUUGAUGCUGUAGUGUUGCUCUCACUGUGACACCUUUUGAAUGGUAAAAAAUGCAAGUGCAGGGUGAUGUGGGUUAUAUCUAGAAAUAUACUUAAUUCAAAGCAGGUGAGCAAGGCAGAGUUCCUGUUAUUUCUGUGGAUGAAAAGCUGCUUGAAGUUAUCAGCAAAAUUUAGGACAAAAAGUAAGAUAAAUGUGUACUAAAAUGGAAAAAACUUUUGGCAUAUUGAGAAACGUAUUUUUGGCUUCUCUUGUAAUCCUGUGUAUCUUUUUUGAAGUGGAUGACAUUUGGAGCAAUUAUCUCCAAAAGCAGCUUCUUAAAUUUAAUAAGUAAGACCACCUGAUGCUGCCGCUACAUCUUUCUUGUUGGAGCAGCUGUUGAAGUUGAGUGGCUCAUAGAUUUCAAUGCCUCUGGACCAAAACUGGUAACUGCAGGGUAGUUUAUCAUACAAGCUAGCUGUGUAAUGAGACCUCAGUAGCAUUGCUAAAACUCUGGACUUAAAAAGUAGUGAACUCAUUACUGUGUUUCAAUUGUUAAUUCAAAUUAUUAAUUUAAAAGAAGCAACACUGCAAUUGCCAAGAACUCUGUGCUUUAGAGUUUAGGCUUUGGGUUGUUCUUUUUUUCGAAUACUCAAAGUCUUGCAAAGCCUGAGUCCAGUCCUGCAAGAUGCAAAAUUCCUGCAUUUCUUCCUGCUACUGUAGGAAUUAAAAUGGGCUUAUUGCCAGUGAAAGUUUGAGCCCUUAAAGCGUGAAUACUCAUGUCUGCUUUAAAUUUAAAUACAGAUUACAAGAAUUAACCAAAAGAAUGCAGCAGGAAUGUGCAUACAUGGAACUACAGCAUUCAAAGGAAAAGUGGCUAAGAUAGUAUGGAAGAAAUUAUCUUGUGAAAGUACAAAAUGGAGGAAAUAGCGAGGACUUGAGGAAUGGCUGAAAGCAUUUGGAGGCGGAUUUGGAACAUUUUGUGUCCACAGUAGAGCUGCUAGAAGGGCUUGAUUCAUGUGGUAUGUUUUCCAUGGCAUGGCAGGGUAAGCGCAGACAUAGGCAUAGGUGUUAUUUUUACUGGCUUUUUUAAAUGUGAUUUUUGAAACUCCAAAUAUAUUUUUCAGAGCCUCUGUUAUUUUUACACAUCUUCCUUUCCAAGUGUAUUUAAUGCAAUCUGUCAACUCAGUUUCUGUUUACUUAUUAAAGGUCACAUUUUUCAAACCAUGGCCUCUGGUUUUACACUUGCAAACUGCAGAGGGAAUAGUCAUCCGUGCAGUUUUGCAGCGAUAACUGCUAAUGGACGCAGGUCAGAUGAUUUGAAGGUCUAAAUACUUUAUGAACAUGACUGCAGCCAGGUGUUUACUGUAGGUACAAACUGCACCACGAUAAGGCUGGGCGGAGAAUUAGGCCCUUGAAAUGUGGAAUUUAACAUGUGCUUAGAAAUCGUCGUAAUGCAGCGUUUGCAAUACAGUGAUAUUACAGCUCAGAGGAUCUCUAAUGCUGGGCUAAGAUAAGAGAGGAAAAUCUUAAGCUUUUAACAGCUGUUGCAAAGAUGUCUCUAAUAAAAAAAAGAAA
Messenger RNA from Columba livia (rock pigeon), 9520 nucleotides. RefSeq names its product protein tyrosine phosphatase non-receptor type 21 (gene PTPN21). Bases 757 to 4314 code for a protein of 1185 amino acids. Lineage: Eukaryota; Metazoa; Chordata; Aves; Columbiformes; Columbidae. Gene Ontology annotation, biological process: protein dephosphorylation. Gene Ontology annotation, molecular function: protein tyrosine phosphatase activity. The transcript has 19 exons. Gene Ontology annotation, cellular component: cytoskeleton. The record is from RefSeq and is a predicted model, not a curated record.